AUGUAUUCUGCUAGCGAGUUAGAAGAAACUUCCGUUCCCGACCGAUGGGAGGUGUGCCGGUUUUGCCUGGAAGCAAGACCUAGUUUUUUGUGCGUUCUCUACGAACCUCUGGGCACGAGUGUUUCCACCGUUAGCAGCAUCAUCAAAGAAUCUCUUUUUCUGCUGCAGAUUGAGAUUGCGGCUGGUGAUGGUUUGCCCAACUGGAUAUGCACCAGAUGCAAAGAGCUUCUGUACGCCGUUCACCGAUUCAAACGGACGACACACGAGACUGCCACUCGUUUAGCACAGUAUAGGCCGCACAGUGGGACAGUUUCAGAGCCGCUGGAAUCCGCUGAUGUUCAGCAGGAGAAUCUUCAGCCAGUCCUGGAGGUGGACCUUGAUUCGACGAUCGAAACUUUAUCUUCAGCUGCCUCAGCCGCGGACGAUGAAGAGCUUCCAUAUCUACAGCAGCAGCAGCUCUUGGUGGAAGAGAAUGAAUCUGCCGGCGACGAUGAAGGUGUAGAUACGAAAACCGACUAUUUGGACGGCGGAUCGAAGUCCGACAUCACCUUAAGCCUUAAGCUGGAGAUUCUGGCCCAACCUAAACGGGAACAUCCACAGUGCCCGAAGUGCGGUGUGCAAACGUCUGCCUUGUCCGUCCACCUGUGCUCGGACUCGAACGAACGGCCUUACAGGUGCACCGAGUGUGAGAGAUGCUUCACCACGGUGAAAAUCCUCCGAGCCCACUUUGUGACGCACGAGUUCGAACGGCAUCACGUGUGCUCGAUUUGCAAUCGGGGCUUCCACUACCGCUGGUCACUGGCCAAGCACCUGCGGACGCACACGGGUGAAAAACCGUUCCCGUGUCAGCACGAAGGCUGCUCGAAACGGUUUGGCAGUUCGUCGAACCUUCGGCAGCACGAAAAAUUACAUAUUCGCCUCGACCAACGGCAGCAUAUCUGUGAUGUUUGCGGAGACCACUUUGUGAACCGAAACGGGUUGCAAAGCCACCGAAUGUACAAGCACAAGCAGUGAACGGGGACCGAAGGCACGUCGUCCUCGGGUGGCAGGACGACA
Molecule: messenger RNA, 1056 nt
Organism: Anopheles bellator
Lineage: Eukaryota; Metazoa; Arthropoda; Insecta; Diptera; Culicidae
Product: zinc finger protein 771-like
Exons: 2
Coding region: 1-1014 (337 amino acids)
Biological process (GO): regulation of transcription by RNA polymerase II
Cellular component (GO): PcG protein complex; nucleus; transcription regulator complex
Molecular function (GO): DNA-binding transcription factor activity, RNA polymerase II-specific; zinc ion binding; RNA polymerase II cis-regulatory region sequence-specific DNA binding
Source: RefSeq, a predicted model, not a curated record